Lolium perenne is the source of this 3408-nucleotide messenger RNA. The record is from RefSeq and is a predicted model, not a curated record. NCBI's taxonomy places the organism in Eukaryota, Viridiplantae, Streptophyta, Magnoliopsida, Poales, Poaceae.
AUGCCAUAUCUUGAGCCUCCUCAGGAUUUAGCGGAUAAUUCUGAUUUAGCAACAGCUGGAGCUGGUACGUCUGCACGACAAGAAGUCCAGUCAAGUGAUUUACCCAGACAAGAUGAAGACCAAGCCAGUGAUUUACCUAGACGAGAUGAAAACCAUACUAAUGAUUUACCUGGACAAGAUGAAGAACAUGCUACUGAGGCACCUGGACAAGAUGAAGAACAUGCUACUGAGGCACCUGGACAAGAUGAAGAACAAGCUACCGAUCCAACAGAUGAUAUCAAUGGUAGCCAAUAUGAUGAUCUUAUCGACCUAGCACAGUCCAGUAAAUUCGUUAGCGCGAGGGAGUACUAUUGUUUCAAGUUGCAAAUCCGGAAGGGGCUCUUUAACAUCAUCUUGUUCGGGGGGCGCCUCUUCCAACAAUGGGCUGUUGAUAUGUACAUCAAGAUAGAAACUAUGAGGCUUGACUGGUACUCGAAGCCGAGCAAUCAAAAGACUAUACGAGCUGACCUCUACCAGGGUCUGGUUGACACCAUUGAUGCUGGCGAGGCACGUGGGGAUUGGAUUGGCAAAAGAAUCGUGCUCCCACGUACUUUUCCAGGCGGUGACAGAGACAUGCAGAGGAGGUUCCUUGAUGCUAUGGCUAUAGUCCAACGUUGGGGUAAACCGGAUUAUUUUAUCACAAUGACUUGCAACCCGUAUUGGAAGGAAAUAACAGAGAAACUAAUGCCCGGUCAGCUGCCACAAGAUCGUCCAGAUCUGAUGGCAGGAGUUUACAAGGCUAAGCAGCGAGAUAUGAUGGAUUUGUUGAUCAAGGAUAGCAAGUUAAAAACCCCAGAUGACUAUGAUCGGGUGAUAUCUGCUGAGAUACCAGACAAAGAGAAGUUCCCUGUUCUACAUGAUCUGCAAGGAAAAGAUUCAUAUCCCAUCUACAGAAGGAGGGACGACGGGUGUGUAGUUAAGAUCAGAGGAGCAGAAUUGGACAAUAGAUGGGUGGUCCCUUACAACCCUUUUCUUCUCAUGCGAUACAACUGCCACAUUAAUGUUGAAGCUUGCUCGAGCAUCAAGGCGGUCAAGUAUCUGUUCAAGUACAUCUACAAAGGACAUGAUAGAACAUCAUUUGCAUUCGAGAAGGAUGUCAUCAAUGCUGGGGGAAUCAUCAAUGAAAUUCGUCAGUAUAGGGAUCUUCAUUUGGAGAACAUGCAUACUGUUGCCUUCAAAGCAUGUGAUAAUUUGGAGGAUGUUGUUGCUAAACCAUCGUCUUCUAAAUCCAUGCUUACUGAGUACUUUGAUAUGAACCAUAAGUAUGCAGAGGCACGGAAAUGGCUUUAUAGAGAGUUUCCAGAACACUAUAGGUGGAUUAACGGAGAUAAGAAGUGGCAGAAGAGAAAAAAUAAGAGAUCACAGAUCGGACGACUGGUGUAUGCACACCCGGCCAAAGGAGAGAUGUACUACUUGCGAGUGCUCCUAAGUCAUGUGCGAGGUGCCUCUUCGUUUGAUGACUUAAAAACAGUAAAUGGCAAGUUGUGUGGUUCCUUCAGAGAGGCGUGUGAGCACUUAGGCCUCAUUGAGCAUGACAAGUCCAUUGAUGAUUGCAUGACGGAGGCAGCCACAUUUCAGAUGCCUUAUGCUCUUAGACGGUUGUUUGCAACUAUACUGGUAUUCUGCGAGGCAACAGAAAUCCGACAACUGUGGGACAAACAUCUAGCAUCGAUGUCUGAGGAUUACCGCCGCAAUCAAUCCAAUGAGGCGGCACUUGAGCAGAUGGUCCUUAGAGAUAUCAGGGAUCUUGUGCAAUCUAUGGGAAAGGAUAUUAAAAGCUAUGGACUUCCGGAUCUGGUUGAGACAGACGGUUCUUCUGACGCUGAUUAUAGAGAGGACAGAUAUUUUUUUGUUGAUGGUCCAAGAGGCACUGGGAAGACGUACUUGUACAAGGCUUUGCUUGCGAAGGUGCGUGACAUGGGCCUAAUAGCAAUUGCAACUGCUACAUCAGGUAUAGCUGCGUCAAUAAUGCCUGGAGGCCGAACUGCACACUCCAGGUUUAAAAUUCCAAUCAAGCUCACUGACUACAGCAUGUAUGGUUUCACAAAGCAGAGUGGUACAGCGGAGUUGCUUAAACAAGCGUCCUUGAUAAUUUGGGACGAAGUCGCUAUGACAAAGCGUCAAGCAGUUGAGACGCUUGAUAGAUCACUCCAAGAUAUAAUGGGAUGUCCUUUGCCAUUUGGGGGGAAGGUUGUUGUCUUUGGUGGGGAUUUUAGGCAGGUCCUUCCUGUUGUCACACGAGGGAUAAGAGCACAGAUCACCGAUGCAACACUGCUGAAAUCCUAUCUGUGGGAGAAGAUCCGCAAGAUUCGCCUCACACGCAAUAUGCGUGCACAGACUGACCCUUGGUUUUCUGAAUACCUCCUAAGGAUCGGCAAUGGAACAGAAGAGACAAUUAGCGACGACUAUGUGCGUCUCCCAGAUGACAUUGUGAUCGGCUAUACUGAGGAUGGGAAAGCAAUUAACAAACUCAUCGAAGAUGUCUUCCCAUCACUGCACGCCAAUGCUACCUCAAGGGAGUACAUGAGCACACGUGCAAUUCUUUCAACCAAGAAUGAGCAUGUGGAUGACCUCAAUGACAAAAUGAUCUCCAGGUUUCCAGGCGAGGAAAAGGUAAAGGUCAACUGCCCGGUCAUUCUGCUACGUAACCUAGACCCUCAUAAUGGCUUGUGCAAUGGAACACGGCUCAUGAUCAGAGCCUUCCAGGAUAAUGCAAUUGACGCAGAGAUUGUUGGUGGUCAGCAUGCUGGAAAGAGGGUGUUCAUACCUAGGAUCCCUAUGUCGCCCUCGGAGGAUACCUCACUUCCCUUCAAGUUUAAGAGAAAACAGUUCCCGAUCCGCCUGAGUUUUGCGAUGACCAUUAACAAGGCACAGGGUCAGACCAUCCCGAACGUCGGUAUUUACCUUCCCGAGCUCGUGUUCUCCCAUGGUCAGUUGUACGUUGCAUUGUCAAGGGGCGUCUCAAGGCAGACGACACGAAUUUUGGCCAAACCGAACAAGGAGUUGGGCACCUACAGGUUUCGUGAUCUGCUCAAGGACGAUGCUGAAUUUCUUGUAAUCGUGUGCUUUGUGGACGUUGAACUUGAUGAGCAUUCUGCCACCGCCAAAGUCAAAAACGAUUCGUCCCAUCGAAAGAAAAAAAAACAGUUCGACUGCGUCCUCCUGGUUCCCUACGGCUCCUUCCUCCACUGCGCCGCCCGGGCUUCGUUCACCGACCACGCCACCCCUGGCCCCUUCGUCCAUGCUGCUGAACCUGGUUCUGCGCUGCUCAAGGUCGCCGCCUGCUUCCCCUACUCCACCUCCCGCGUCAUUCGUCUGCUCAAAAAAUACACCACGGCCAGCGAGAUCCCAAUCCCGAGAUCUAUCUAG